Centruroides sculpturatus (bark scorpion) is the source of this 2626-nucleotide messenger RNA. RefSeq names its product glucose dehydrogenase [FAD, quinone]-like. The record is from RefSeq and is a predicted model, not a curated record. Bases 162 to 1820 code for a protein of 552 amino acids. NCBI's taxonomy places the organism in Eukaryota, Metazoa, Arthropoda, Arachnida, Scorpiones, Buthidae. The transcript has 10 exons. Gene Ontology annotation, molecular function: flavin adenine dinucleotide binding; oxidoreductase activity, acting on CH-OH group of donors.
CUCUGGUAACAUCCAGUCCGGUUACUUAAGCAAUGAGAAAGGGAAAUUCACUUCAGACUUUUCCCUUUCAUAAUAAUAAGCUUUAACAAUACAAGUAUUAUGUGAUACUGUUCAUUUGAAGCGAAUGUUUAACUGCGCUUUCUACAGAUACCAUUUAAACUAUGGUGAAAUUUAUUCGUCUAGGUUUAAUUAUCAUAACUCAUUUUAUAACUAGCGAAUGUAUAUUCACCGUAAACGUACAGAAAAGUUACGAUUACGUGAUAGUUGGAGGUGGAACUGCUGGUGCCGUCCUCGCUAACAGGUUAUCCUCUAAUCCUUCGAUCCGUGUCUUAUUGUUAGAGGCUGGUUCUGUACCCGACGAAGCGUCUAACAUCCCCUUUGCUGCACUUUCUCUUCAACACACGGAAUUGGAUUGGUCCUAUAAAUCCGUCCCGCAGAGUUAUUCGUGUUUCGGAUUAAAGGAAAAUAGGAGCAGCAUCCCUAGAGGAAAAGGUUUGGGAGGAAGCAGUGUUAUCAAUUUUAUGAUAUUUGUUAGAGGAAAUAAAAAAGAUUUCGACCAGUGGGCAGAAAAUGGUGCAGAAGGAUGGAGUUGGGAUGAGAUUUUACCGUAUUUUACUAAAUGGGAAAACAAUAAGAAUCCUUCUAUAGCUUCAAAUGGUUAUCAUGGAGUUAAUGGCGAAAUGUCUGUGUCGUGGACAAAUUAUUAUACUCCUUUAGCUGAAGCGUAUGUAAAAGGAGCUAAGGAAGUCGGUUAUAAAGAAGGAGAUUAUAAUGGACCCGAUCCCGAAAAAUUACGCCUUUCUGUAUUUCAGAUAUUAUUUGAUUCAAAUAAUAGAGCAUCGGGUGUCCAGUUUGAACACAAAAACACAAUAAACGAAGUCAGAGUUAAGCGUGAAGUAAUUUUAUCAGCGGGUGCCAUAAAUUCUCCACAGAUCUUAAUGUUAUCGGGAAUUGGUCCUAAAGAUCAUCUGGAGAAAUUUGGGAUAAAAGUUAUAUCCAAUCUACCAGUUGGUGAAAAUUUACAAGACCACGUUACAGUUGGUGUACCUUUUACCGUAGACCAACCCGUAGCCUUUAAUGUUUUUGAUUCUGUUGUGCUCGGAAUUUUGCCAUUUUAUUUUGGAGAAGGACCACUUACCUCUAUAAUGGUAGAAACAGUUGGGUUUCUAAGCACUAAAUAUAAUAAUCAUACACAGUGGCCAGAUAUAGAACUUAUGUUUGCUUCGAUUACCCCAUCAUCCGACGGUGGAAUUAUUGGAAGAUAUAAUUAUGGUCUGACUGAUGAGGUAUGGGAAGACGUUUUUAAACCGAACGUUAAUACAAGUACUUAUUUAUGUUUCCCACUUUUAAUGCGACCCGAAAGUGUUGGUACUGUUAAACUGGCAUCAACUGAUCCUCGUGAAUAUCCUCUUAUUAAUCCUAAUUACUACCAUAAGCCUCAAGACAUUAAAGUUGUAGUUGAAGGGAUGAAAGCGUGUUUAGCAAUUUCUUCUUCAGAAUCCAUGAGGAAAUUCGGUGCUCGACCAUUCCGUCAACUUUUUCCAGCUUGUCGGGGAUAUACACCAUACAGUGACGAAUAUUUAGAAUGUUUAGCUAGAUCAUUCACUUUGACUAAUUAUCAUCCAAGUGGAACUUGCAAGAUGGGUAAUCCUCGAGAUCCGACUACGGUGGUAGAUCCGCAGUUGAGAGUGAAAGGAGUAAAAGGUCUUAGAGUAGUCGAUGUAUCCAUUAUGCCAACGAUUAAUUCAGGCCACACUGAAGCUCCAGCCAUCAUGAUCGGAGAGAAAGGGGCAGAUUUAAUCUUAAGCGAUCUCCGUUAAUGUUAGAAACACGAGUAACAAUUAAUUACAAGAAAAAUCAAGAUUUAAAAAUGUAAUGAUAGCCAAAUUUUCAUAGACUGAAUUAUAUUUACUGUUAUAGACUAUCUUCGAUUAAAAACAAUAAAUUUUAAAGUCAAUAUUAUAGUUAAAGAAGAAACAAUUAAAUGGACUAAGAAUAUGUCUUAAAUCAAAACUUCUUUUAUAUCACAUCAUUCCUCGACAUUCCUCCAUGCCAAAAUCAAAUAGUUUUCAUACAUUCUUCAUCUCCAUUGCCAUUUUGAUUUCGAGGAACGAUGAACAAAAAGUAUUUAAUUAAAAUAUAACUGAAGUUAUCCAAGUUUGUAACACGUAACACAUUCUGUUACGAUAUAUUGUAACAGAACGUGUUUGGUUCUUCAUCCAAUACUUUCAUCAGAUAAGGCCUAAAAGACUGAAAGAGUUUUAAAAAUCAGAGUAAAGAUGUCCUAUUGGUAACUUCAAGAUAAUUUUCGUGUAUGUUUAUAUUUAAUUAAAGUCAACACAAAUUUUAUUAUACGUAUAAAUUAACCUAUAUAAAGUUUAGUUAGUGCUGUCUCUAUUUUAAAUUGCCAUUUCACUAACACGCUGAUUCGACCCACACCCGCUGCAAUCUCAAAUUACAAUCAGGCAAUUAGGACAAAAAUAGUUUUAAGUAAAUAUCCAAACCAUUAUCAUCUCUUCAAAAAUUAUAUAAUGGAGGCUGAAAAUCUUAAUACUUUCUUUACGAGUGCAUAUUUCUCCAAUUUGAAAUCAUUUAUAUUUCGCCAUUAUAAAAAAAAACACCCAGC